Messenger RNA from Camellia sinensis, 2646 nucleotides. RefSeq names its product pentatricopeptide repeat-containing protein CRR2, chloroplastic. The record is from RefSeq and is a predicted model, not a curated record. Gene Ontology annotation, molecular function: protein binding; RNA binding; zinc ion binding. Gene Ontology annotation, biological process: RNA modification. NCBI's taxonomy places the organism in Eukaryota, Viridiplantae, Streptophyta, Magnoliopsida, Ericales, Theaceae.
GAUAAAAGGUGGACUCCAUUUUUGGGUUGUUCUCAUGAGAGGCUCACCCGGCAAUAUUUGAGUGAUGAAAACAGAUGGAGUCCUAUUGUACCCAUCUUACUCUACCACCAUACCAUCCAAUCCUAGCCUUUCCCUCCACUAGCCGUUACUAUCCCAACAGUUUUUCAAAACCUCUCUUACUUCUUCUUCUUCUUCUUCUUCUUCUUCUUCAAGUUUUCAAAUGCUGCUUCAAACCACCACAAAACUAAAAAGACCAUCUCUGUCUCAGUACACACUCCUCUCCUUUCUCAUCAACCCCACAAUCUCUGAUUCAUCAUCUACUGUUAUUCACCACCAAUCCCAAUCCCCAUAUCACUCUGUUCCAUCACCAAUUGAUACCAAAUCUGUCCUCCAAUCUUGCAUAGCUCGAAGAGCGCUUGAGCCCGGAAGACAGCUUCACGCCCACCUCUGCCUCACCGGCCUAGGACACGAUACCAAUUUAGCCACCAAGCUUGUCAAUCUGUACUGUGUUUGCGACUCUUUGUGUAAUGCACACCACCUGUUUGAUAGAAUUCCCAAGAACAAUAUCUUUCUUUGGAAUGUUUUGAUUCGUGGGUAUGCGUGGAAUGGGCCUUAUCAGGUUGCAAUCUCUCUCUAUUACCAAAUGCUUGACUAUGGUAUAGUACCCGAUAACUUUACGUUCCCAUUUGUCCUCAAAGCGUGCUCGGCGCUCUCUGCAAUUGAUGUGGGUAGGGACGUUCACGAGCACGUGAUACGUACUCGGUGGGAAACGGAUGUCUUUGUGGGUGCAGCUCUUAUUGAUAUGUAUGCAAAGUGUGGUUGUGUUGGCGAUUCUCGGCGAGUAUUUGAUACAAUUCACGUUAGAGAUGUUGUACUUUGGAAUUCUAUGCUUGCCGCAUAUUCCCAAAACGGGUGCCCAGAGGAAUGCUUGUCUCUUUGUGGCGAGAUGGCAUCGAAUAGUGUGAGACCAACUGUUGCAACUCUUGUCACCGCUAUCUCAUCUUCUGCUGAUAUUGCUGCCCUUCCGCAAGGGAGGGAGCUUCAUGGGUUUAGUUGGAGACAUGGGUUUGAAAUUCAAGAUAAGGUGAAAACUGCCCUAGUUGAUAUGUAUGCAAAAAGCGGUUCUGUAAAAGUUGCUCGAAAUUUGUUCGAGCGGCUUAUGGAAAAAAGAAUUGUUUCUUGGAAUGCUAUGAUUACUGGGUAUGCAAUGCACGGUCAUACUACCAAAGCACUUGAUUUGUUUAAGCAGAUGACCGGAGAAACUUGGCCAGAUCACAUAACGUUUGUUGGUGUUUUGUCAGCUUGCAACCAUGGAGGUUUGCUCGAUGAAGGGAAGGAGUUCUUUGAAUCGAUGAUGAGAGAUUACCGUAUAGAACCAACUGUUCAGCAUUAUACAUGCAUGGUUGAUCUCCUUGGGCAUUGUGGUCGGUUGGAUGAGGCUUAUGAUCUUAUAUUGCAAAUGAGAGUGAUACCGGAUUCUGGCAUUUGGGGCGCUUUGCUCAAUUCAUGCAAAAUCCACGGAAAUGUGGAAUUAGGAGAACUGGCAUUAGAGAGGUUGAUUGAACUUGAACCGGACGAUGCGGGCAAUUAUGUCAUUUUAUCAAACAUUUAUGCUCAAGCCGGUAAGUGGGAAGGAGUUGCAAAGCUAAGAAAACUAAUGACAGAUAGGGGACUAAAGAAAAGCAUUGCUUGUAGUUGGAUUGAAGUGAAAAACAAAGUCCACGCAUUUCUUUCUGGAGAUACAUCGCAUCCUAUGUCUGAUGAGAUAUAUGCAGAAUUGGAAAGGGUGGGAGGGCUAAUGGCAGAGGCUGGCUAUGUCCCAAACACAGCGCCUGUUUUUCACGAUGUAGACGACGAUGAGAAGACAAGAAUGGUUUGUAGUCACAGUGAAAGGCUAGCAAUUGCAUUUGGACUUAUUAGCACGCCCCCUGGGACCAAGCUUUUGGUAACCAAGAACCUCCGGGUAUGUGAAGACUGCCAUGUAGCAAUCAAGUUCAUUUCGAAAAUUACGCAAAGGGAACUUAUCAUCAGAGAUGUCAAUCGAUAUCAUCAUUUUAAAGAUGGCGUGUGUUCUUGUGGUGAUUAUUGGUGAACGGAAUGAGAAAUUGGUAUAACUACUCUGGUUAUGAAAGUAUUACCUCUGUGAAAUGUUUUCAGAAUUCAAGAGCUAACCUGAAAAAAUAUUAAGAAAAUGAUAACUCAAAUAACAAAUUGAGGGGAGGAAAAGAAAUGGAUGCUUAUACAAAGAGAUGCAGAUCCUUGUUGAUGUGGAUUAUCUGGAUUGCAGCCAGAAGUUUGCAAUCAAUUUGGAUGAUUUAGAGAUGUCUACAUUGAAAUAAUUAGGGACGAUUAGUGUAGUAGAAUGGCGGGUCUGGUCAGUUUGAUGGUGGGUUGGCUUUCUUGAUUUGCACCUAAACCAAGCCACAUAAAAAAUGUUUUUGGCUGCCCAACCCACACUGGCAACACUUUUAAACUGCACAAGGCAGAGCAGGUCAAGCAGGUUGGCCGGUAUUUUGUACAACCUUAAGUCAUACAAUUGAUUGAUUGUUCGUUCUUUUUUUUUUUAAGUUAUUAUUUUUCCUGGCUGUCCAAAUUGUACUCUAAAGUUUUGAAGCUUAUGAUAUUGCUGCAUUAAUUUUUGCUGGA